Pelodiscus sinensis (Chinese soft-shelled turtle) is the source of this 5187-nucleotide messenger RNA. RefSeq names its product NIMA related kinase 1 (gene NEK1). Lineage: Eukaryota; Metazoa; Chordata; Testudines; Trionychidae. Gene Ontology annotation, biological process: protein phosphorylation. The record is from RefSeq and is a predicted model, not a curated record. Gene Ontology annotation, molecular function: ATP binding; protein kinase activity.
AUGCCCUUCUCCCUCAGUCAUCUUGCCCGUGAGCUCCGCCCCGGGCGCGUGGAAGCUGCCUCUUCGCUGUCCCGUGCUGCUUUGCGCCGCGUUACCAGGGUGAAGCUACAAUCGCGGUCCCGCUAGCUGGGAGGUGCAGACAAACUUGCUGGUCCUGCUUGGCUCGCACUAUCCAAUGGGAGCCGGCGUUGGGACGUGCUCACCCAUUGCGGUGCGAGAGGUGGGGCUGGAGCGAGGGUGGGUUGAGCGGACAGUGGCGGCUGCUGCGGUAGCGGGGGAAGCCCUUCGUGUAAGGAUGCCUUAGAAGAAGAGCUAUGGAGAAAUAUAUUAAGGUGCAAAAGAUUGGUGAAGGAUCCUUUGGAAAAGCAAUUCUGGUCAAAUCUAAAGAAAAUAGCAAACAGUAUGUUAUUAAGGAGAUAAACAUCUCUAAGAUGUCCAAUAAGGAGAGAGAAGAAUCAAGGAGAGAAGUUGCUGUGUUAGCAAACAUGAAACAUCCAAAUAUUGUCCUGUAUCGGGAAUCAUUUGAAGAAAAUGGCUCUCUCUAUAUAGUGAUGGAUUAUUGUGAAGGAGGGGACCUGUUUAGACGAAUAAAUGCUCAGAAAGGCAUCUUGUUCUCAGAGGAUCAGAUCAUAGAUUGGUUUGUACAGAUUUGUUUAGCACUAAAACAUGUGCAUGACAGAAAAAUUUUGCAUCGAGAUAUAAAGUCACAGAAUAUAUUUUUAACCAAAGAUGGAACAAUACAACUGGGAGCCUUUGGAAUAGCUAGAGUCCUUAACAGUACCGUAGAGCUGGCUCGCACUUGUAUAGGAACACCAUAUUAUUUGUCACCUGAAAUCUGUCAGAACAAACCUUACAACAAUAAAAGUGACAUAUGGGCUCUUGGUUGUGUUCUGUAUGAAAUGUGCACACUUAAACAUGCAUUUGAAGCUGGUAACAUGAAAAACCUGGUACUGAAGAUAAUCUCUGGAUCUUUUCCUCCUGUUUCUCCGCACUAUUCCUAUGAUUUACGUAAUCUGCUUUCACAGUUAUUUAAAAGGAAUCCUAGGGAUAGACCAUCAGUCAACUCCAUAUUGGAGAAAAUCUUUUUAGCCAAACGGGUAGAAAAAUUUCUUACACCACAGCUUAUUGCAGAUGAAUUCAGUCACAAAGUGUUCCACAAGUUUGGCGCCCAUGCUUCACCAGUAAAAAGACCAGCUCAAGGACAAAUCUGUGCUUCAGCUGUGCCAGCUCAGAAAAUUACUAAACCUGCUGCAAAAUAUGGAGUGCCUUUAAUGAUCAAGAAAUCUGGUGAUGCAUCUAAAAAAAAUCAUGAAAAGAAGCCAUUAGCUAAAUGUAGACAGGCCCAUCCAAUUCCAAUGAAGAAAAUGAAUCCAGGGGAGGAAAGGAGGAAAAUGUUUGAGGAAGCUGCAAAAAAGAGAAGAUUUGAAUUACUUGAGAAGGAAAAACAACAGAGAGACCAGAUGAGUUUACUGAAGGCUGAGCACAUGAGAAGACUAGAGAAGGAAAGGAUGGAACGGAUAAACAGAGCCAGGGAACAAGGCUGGAGAAAUGUGCUUAAUAUAGGUGGAAGUGGUGAAGUUAAGGCACCGUUUUUUGGUGGUGGAGGAGGUGUUGUGCCUUCUCCUGUGCCUGCCAGAGGACAGUAUGAACACUACCAUGCUAUCUUUGACCAGAUGCAACAGCAAAAGGAAAAUAUUAAAGUAGGUGAGGAGAGAGAAACCAGAUGGAGGGCAGAAAUACAAAGUCGGGAACCUAUUGAAAGAGGAUUUCCACCUGGAGUACGUCCAGGAUUUCCUAAUGGGCCUGAUGGUCAUCACCAUUUACCAGAUGCUGAUGCAAUUAGAAAAAAAAUCAAAAGAUUGAAGGAGGUGUCUAAACAAGCCAAUGCAAACAGGCAAAGAGGAUGGGUAGCAGCAGAAAGAGCAAAACAAGUUGAAGAAUUCUGGCAACGAAAGAGGGAAGCUAUGCAAAACAAAGCUCGUGCCGAGGGACAUAUGGGUACACUGCAAAACCUGGCAGCUAUCUAUGGAGGCAGGCCCAAUUCUUCAAGAGGAAGGAAAUCGAGAAACAAGGAGGAAGAGGAAUACUUGGCAAGAUUAAGACAGAUCCGGCUUCAAAAUUUCAAUGAACGCCAGCAGAUUAAAGCUAAACUUCGUGGAGAAAAGAAUGAAGCUGCUGGAUCUGAUGCACAAGAAGCAAAUGAAGAAGCAGAAUUGAGACGCAAAAAAAUUGAAGCACUGAAGGCCCAAGCAAACGCACGAGCUGCAGUUCUCAAAGAGCAACUAGAGCGAAAGAGAAGAGAGGCAUAUGAAAGAGAGAAGAAAGCAUGGGAAGAACAUUUGGAAGCCAAAGGGGUAAAGAAUCCUAUGGUGCCUUUUAAUGUGAUGGCAGCUGGGGCUAGUUCUAUCCUUGGGCAACAAGAACCUGGAGGACCUCCUGCCAAACCACAACUUCCAUUGAAACCCAGUACACCAGUUAUCUCUAUGACUUCAGCUUUGAAGGAAGUGGGUGUGGAUGAAAAUGCAACUGCUAUCCAGGAAACCUCAGGGGAAACAAAAACGGUGGAUCUUGCUAUGCAAAAUAAAAGAGAAAUACUAAGAAGAUUGAAUCAAAAUCUUAAAGCACAGGAAGAUGUAAAAGGAAUAAAGGAGCUAAACAACACCUGUCAGACAGUUGUGGCUGAAGAGAGUAAAGAAGAAGAAUAUCCACUUCUAGUAGAGCGUAAGAAAUGGGAGGUGGCAGCGGCUGAAUUGGUGAUUCCUCUUGCACAGCUAACUAUGGAGGAGUCGUUCUCAGGGACAGAAAGGCAGACAAUGGGGGAGAUAAUUAAACUAGAUGUCUGUGAACCCCAGAGGAAAGUUUGGGUCAAAAACCCUACUGAUUCAGUGCUGAAGAUACUGGGAGAAGCAGAGUUACAGCCACAAACUGGAUUACUUGAGGAAAUAAAUAUCACAAAUGAAGUUCCUGAAGAAGAUGCUCAACACUUAACAGUAAAAGAGAUCAGUGAAGUUAAAAUUGCUUCUUGUAUUGAAAAGAAAUCUUCAGCUCUAGUUGGUAUCAGAGAAUCUGAAAGGACAAUAAUGGAGUCACAAACCUUGGACGCCACGCAAGUGUCGUCCAGGCCUGAUGUGCUGGAUGAUGAUUUGGAAGAAGAAAUGUUGGAAGAAUCUGAAGAAAAUAAAAAAUAUAAAACUGAUCAGCUUCCCAGCACUGUUCAUGAUGUGUGGGUUAAAGAAAGGGAAGCAAUAGCUGUGAAGGAAUCACAGGAAGAUACUGCCCAGAAAGAUGAUAGUGGUGAUGAAGGAGCUUCACAGAGAGCACAGCCACAUAAUGAGCAGCCACCACAUGAUGAAACUUCUAUUGGCUCUUGUCUCAGUAACUCUAUGAAACCUGAACCCUUUUUCCAGAAGGUGGCACAGACACAAGCCAUACCGACAGUUGCACCAGUUCUGUCAGCUCAGUCUUCAGUGGAAGAGCCUUUUCCACCACGUUCACGUUCUGUAUCGCCUACAAAAAGUAAAGGCAAAAGUUCAUUAUUGAUUGGGCUCUCUACUGGGCUGUUUGAUGCAAACAACCCAAAGAUGUUGAGAACAUGUUCACUCCCAGAUCUUUCCAAGUUGUACAAAAUGCUAGAUGAUGUUCCCAUUGUAGCAGAUGUACAACAUCAAGACAGUCUUGAAAUAGAAGAUAUGGAAGAUGAGCGUGUCAAAGAAGGGCAUUCUGAUUCUGAAGACAUUAUGUUUGGUGAGGCAGAUACAGACCUGCAAGAGCUUCAGGCCUCGAUGGAACAGUUACUUAGGGAGCAGCCUAAUGAGGAAUUCAGUGAAGAGGAGUUGUGUACACUAAAGGCAGAUACUGCAGCACGCAUGACAAAUGGUACACAGUUGGAUGAUGAAGAUGACAACAACCCCAGCAGUGAAAGUGCACUUAAUGAAGAAUGGCAGUCAGACAACAGUGAUGGAGACAUUACCAGUGAAUGUGAAGCCUAUGACAGUGUCUUCAGCCAUUUGGAAGAAUUGAGAUGUAAUCUGGAGCAAGAAAUAGGUUUUGAUAAAUUCAUCGAAGUUUAUGAUAAAAUAAAGGAGAUGCAUGAAGAUGAAGAUGAGAAUAUUGAUAUUUGUUCAACAAUAGUUCAGAGUAUUCUGGGAAAUGAAUAUAAACAUCUCUAUGCAAAAAUUCUUCAUUUAGUUAUGGCAGAUGGAGCCUAUCAGGAAGAUAAUGAUUAUUGUGAGGUGCAGUGGAAAAUGUAGUAGUAACUGAAUAAGGAGCAAGGAAGUGGGAGAUUGCAUGGAGAAGAUGGAAAAACGUGCCUGUAUUUCAGAUGAGAUGUUUAUGUAUUUCCUUUGAUAUGUUUCCUCAUUUUUAAAGAUACCUGCUGCAGGAAUUACACUUUAUCUUAAACAUGUCAACCAAAGUGCGUGGCGGAUGGCCCAGACAUUUUUUUUUUAAAAACCAAGAGUGAUUUAUCAUGUAAUAGAGGCUUUGCCAUAUUUAGGUGUUAGGUGUAAGCAGUUAAAAGGAUUACCAUGUUUUGAAAGCACCUGCUUCUAGCUUUUCACUUAUGCACUAAAAUGACUUUAUCCCCAUUACUAAAGAUUCUAUUUCAUUUUCAGUUGACCAGUUAGUCUAUUUAAAUGAUUGUUUGCAUCACUGGUCCAUAUUUUUUUAGUUAAACUGAUAGCAUACUGAAAUUUCAUUUGUCACUUAUUAACCAGUGUCACCUGAACUAUUUUAAUAGUUUUUGCAUAUUGAGGCAAAUUAGUCUUUGUGACAUCAUUGAAAAAGUAAUUUUUUUCAAAGGGAUAAUGGAAUUCAUUUGAAACUGGAGAAUUUGUCAAUCUUUUAGUAAAUACAUUAAUACUUUGAAUUAUGCCACCUUCUCUAACUAAAGCUGUGCAGAAGUUCAGGUUGCUCUCUUUUCCCCUGCUGCCACACACAAAAAUAAAAUGGGAUAACCUUGAGUGCUGUACUGUUAUCUCCUAGAACAAUAAAUGCCUAGAUUUUCCUUGUACUCUGUUCCUUUGUCAGGAGAAGCAUCAUAUUGGCAAAGUAAGGUGCGUGUUUUUUCCAGAGACAAUGGCUAAAAAGUGUUACUAGGUUGUGUGUACAACAGGUAAAAUAUUAUACAUCAAAUGAGACAUAAAAUUUUCAAUUGCCCCAUUGAAGAUAGAUGGAUUUUCAACCCCU